Molecule: messenger RNA, 4029 nt
Organism: Mesoplodon densirostris (Blainville's beaked whale)
Lineage: Eukaryota; Metazoa; Chordata; Mammalia; Artiodactyla; Ziphiidae
Gene: SEMA3C
Product: semaphorin 3C
Exons: 19
Coding region: 415-2748 (777 amino acids)
Biological process (GO): negative regulation of axon extension involved in axon guidance; neural crest cell migration; axon guidance
Molecular function (GO): chemorepellent activity; semaphorin receptor binding
Source: RefSeq, a predicted model, not a curated record
GGUGGGGCCUCGCGGCGGGUGGAGAUGCGGCCGAGUGUGCUGGGCGGGUGAAGCGAGCCGGCUGGGCGGCGCGCCGGGGCAGCCAGAGCCGCGCGCCGCGUCGCUGUAAUCGGACACCAGAGCGCUCGCCCUAUGCGCCGGCCACUUUCCAUUCACUCCGUAGUGCUUGAUUGAGCGACGCAGAGCAGGGCUCCCGGUGCCGCGCCACUGCAACGCUGAGGAUUCCUUUACAAAGAAACUCAGAGGACCGGGAAGAAAGAAUUUCACCGCUGGGACGCCCUAGAAAUUACGGUCUUUGGGGAAAAGGACUACAAACACGCGGAUCCAAAGCUGUAGCAAACUGACGACUUUUCCGUGCUGAUCUCGUCCCACAUCGGUAUUUUCCCUUGGAUAUUAACUUGCAAACCUGAAGAAAUGGCAUUCCAGGCAAUUUGGGUCCUGGUUGGAGUAUUUGUUUGUUCUACCUGUGUAAAAGGAUCAUCUCAGCCCCAAGCAAGAGUUUACUUAACAUUUGAUGAGCUUCGAGAAACCAAGACCUCUGAAUACUUCAGCCUAUCUCACCAUCCUUUAGACUACAGGAUAUUAUUAAUGGAUGAAGAUCAGGACCGGAUAUAUGUGGGCAGCAAAGAUCAUAUUCUUUCCUUGAAUAUUAACAACAUAAGUCAAGAACCUUUGAGUGUUUUCUGGCCAGCAUCUGCAAUCAAAGUUGAAGAGUGCAAAAUGGCUGGCAAAGAUCCCACACAUGGCUGUGGGAACUUUGUCCGUGUAAUUCAGGCUUUCAACCGCACGCACUUGUAUGUUUGUGGGAGUGGUGCUUUCAGCCCAGUCUGUACUUAUUUGAACAGAGGGAGGAGAUCAGAGGACCAAGUUUUCAUGAUUGACUCCAAGUGUGAAUCCGGAAAAGGACGCUGCUCUUUCAACCCCAAUGUGAACACAGUGUCUGUUAUGAUCAAUGAGGAGCUUUUCUCUGCAAUGUAUAUAGAUUUCAUGGGGACAGAUGCAGCUAUUUUUCGAAGUUUAACCAAGAGGAAUGCAGUCAGAACUGAUCAACACAAUUCCAAAUGGCUAAGUGAACCUAUGUUUGUGGAUGCACAUGUUAUCCCAGAUGGCACUGAUCCAAAUGAUGCUAAGGUGUACUUCUUCUUCAAAGAGAAACUGACCGACAAUAGCAGAAGCACAAAACAGAUUCAUUCCAUGAUUGCUAGAAUAUGUCCUAAUGACACUGGUGGACUGCGUAGCCUUGUCAACAAGUGGACUACCUUCUUAAAAGCAAGGCUGGUAUGCUCGGUAACUGAUGAAGAUGGCCCGGAAACACACUUUGAUGAACUAGAGGAUGUGUUUCUGCUGGAAACUGAUAACCCAAGGACAACACUAGUGUAUGGCAUUUUUACAACAUCAAGCUCAGUUUUUAAAGGUUCAGCAGUGUGUGUGUAUCAUUUAUCUGAUAUACAGACUGUGUUUAAUGGUCCUUUUGCCCACAAAGAAGGGCCCAAUCAUCAGCUGAUUUCCUACCAGGGUAGAAUUCCUUAUCCUCGCCCUGGAACUUGCCCAGGAGGAGCAUUUACACCCAAUAUGCGAACCACCAAGGAGUUCCCAGACGAUGUUGUCACUUUUAUUCGGAACCACCCUCUCAUGUACAAUUCCAUCUACCCAAUCCACAGAAGGCCUUUGAUUGUUCGUACAGGCACUGACUAUAAGUACACAAAAAUAGCUGUGGAUCGAGUGAAUGCUGCCGAUGGUAGAUACCAUGUUCUGUUUCUUGGAACAGAUCGAGGUACUGUGCAGAAGGUUGUUGUUCUUCCUUCUAACAGCUCUGCCAGCGGUGAGCUCAUUCUGGAGGAGUUGGAAGUCUUUAAGAAUCAUGCUCCAAUAACAACAAUGAAAAUUUCAUCCAAAAAGCAACAGUUGUAUGUGAGCUCCAAUGAAGGACUUUCCCAAGUGUCUCUGCAUCGCUGCCACAUCUACGGUACAGCCUGUGCUGACUGCUGCCUGGCAAGAGACCCUUACUGCGCCUGGGAUGGCCAUGCUUGCUCUAGGUUCUAUCCAACCGGGAAACGGCAACAGGAGCAUCGCUCCAGAAUGGGUACCAUGAACACUUUCAAAACCUUGAUGACCAUGCUUUACCCCUUAGAAUGGAGGAGCCGAAGACAAGAUGUGAGACAUGGAAAUCCAUUGACUCAAUGCAGAGGAUUUAAUCUAAAAGCAUAUAGAAAUGCAGCUGAAAUUGUUCAGUAUGGAGUAAAAAACAACACCACUUUCCUUGAGUGUGCCCCCAAGUCUCCACAGGCAUCUAUCAAGUGGUUGUUACAGAAAGACGAGGACAGGAGGAAAGAGGUCAAGCUGAAUGAGCGAAUCAUAGCCACUUCACAAGGACUCCUGAUCCGCUCUGUUCAGGAUUCCGACCAAGGACUGUAUCACUGCAUCGCAACAGAAAACAGCUUCAAGCAGACCUUAGCCAAGAUCAACUUUAAAGUUUUAGAUUCCGAAAUGGUGGCUGUUGUUACAGACAAAUGGUCUCCGUGGACCUGGGCCAGCUCUGUGAGGGCUUUACCCUUCCACCCGAAGGACAUCAUGGGGGCGUUCAGCCACUCAGAAAUGCAGAUGAUUAAUCAGUACUGCAAAGAUACUCGGCAACAACAUCAACACGGAGAAGAAUCCAAGAAGAUGAGAGGGGACUAUGGCAAGUUAAAGGCUCUCAUCAAUAGCCGGAAAAGUAGAAAUAGGAGGAAUCAGCUGCCAGAGUCAUAAUGUUUUCUUAAAUGGGGCUUAUGCUUCCCUCAGUAAAUGAUCUGUGUUCAGUGAGCAAAGAAUCUUGGGCUUUACCCAUGGGAAAUUCCUGAGAAAGGUGGGUACUCACUCCUAAAGGUGAACGUUACAUGAACUGAAAUGAGUAUGCAUUUUCUUGUAUGAUAUUGACUAUCACUAGACAUGUCAUGGUCCUCAUGGUGCAUAGAAAUAUUUAACUUAACCUAGAUUUUAUUUAUAUCUUUAUUUACCUUUUCUUCAAAACCAAUAUGGCGACUAUAAAACUAGAAUUCUUACAUCCCUUAAUUGAACUAGGGCCUUAACCUGUGAUCUUCCAUCCUUGCUUUAAGGGUUUAGAGUUCUGUCAAUCAUUUGUAUACAAAACCAAAUGCCAAGUUCACAAUUUUUACAUAGUAAAAGUUAUAUAAAUGCAUGUGACAGAGUAGUUGUCAAAAGAAAUGUAGAAGAGAAAAAAGACAAGGAAGAGGGAAUCUAAAAGUUGUAUAAAACAUGAGCGAUUUUCAUAAAAAGAUAACAUGGAGUUUAUGUGCUUCCAGUGAAAUAUAGUAUUGGUUACUUUUAAGAUUGCAAAACUUAUCAGUUUUUGAUAUCUGUCAUUGAUCUCUGUUCCCUUGUUUCAGCAAGAUAAAAGGACACCAACCAUUAAUAUCUUUAAUUGGAAUUAAGUCAGUGAAGCAUUUAAGUUUAUAUUGUUAGGUAAUCAUCUUCCAAACAAAAGCACUUUCUUUUUUGGAAGUUAUUUAAGUUAUUCUUGACUCAGAGAAUAUAAUCUUACACAGUUUAAUUGAUAAAUGUGUUUAUUCUAAUUUUCUAGUUUGUAUGGCAUUUUAAAAAAUAUAAGAAGAAAUUUCUUUUGAAAUAUCAAACUUGUAUAUGAGGGCCGAAACCAUCAAAAUGAAAAAAAAAAAAAGAAAAAAACAAGGUAGAAAAUGCAAUUUUAUUGACAGAAGUUUAUUUAAAGUGUUACUAAUUUUUAACUUCAAUAAUUAAUUUCAAUGAUUAACUCACUUUUUUUGUUUACCGACCUCAGAUAUCAUACUGAUUUUUAAGUCACCGAUUCUUUUUUUUUUUUUUUAAUACUCUUUCAUGUAUGCUGGAGAGAUGCUCAUUUUGUGGAGAAGUGAGAAAAAUUCUAAUUUGAACAAAAAUAGACAUACUUUAUUUUAAAAGAAUGUUGGUACAUUAUGUUCACUGGUACAUAAAUACAAAUGUGGUAAGUUUGUGAUGAAUAAAAUAACUAUCUUCUAAUUGUAUGUUUGGAUC